Molecule: messenger RNA, 3798 nt
Organism: Cercopithifilaria johnstoni
Lineage: Eukaryota; Metazoa; Nematoda; Chromadorea; Rhabditida; Onchocercidae
Source: the annotation of a GenBank genome assembly
AUGCUGGUUGCCUUGCUCACCAUCAUAGUAUUACAGCAGUGGUUGCAUUUAGCUUAUAGUACCGGCCAAAAUUUUUUCAAGGAGGAGCCCAGAAAUCAGAGUGUAUUAAUUGGCGAAGAUGUGCUCCUAAAAUGUUCUGCUUAUCAAUCAACAUUGGUUAGCCAGUGGCGAAAUAAUGAUGGCAGUCUUCUGGGUUUUCACGAUGCAGGGAAAUUAGCAGGACAUGAAGGUCGAUACAGUUAUGUGACCCAUAGUCCAGAUGAAAAACAUUUGAAAAUUGAAAAUGUGACAUUGAGAGACGAUGGCUUGUUUGAAUGUCAAAUGAUACAUCCCAGCCUGGGUGCUUAUCGAACAUCUGCCUCCGUCAAUGUCUUAGUGCCUCCGGAAAAAGUUGCUAUUAUGGAUGUUGAUCCCGGUUCCGUUAUUAAUGUUGUCGAAGGAUAUAAUUAUAAUUUGAGUUGCUUGGCAGCUAAUGGGAAGCCCCAUGCAAUCAUAAAUUGGUAUAUUAAUGGGAAAAAGUUUGACGACAGUGUUAAACGAUGGACAGAAAUGAAUACAAAUCGUACAGUCACUGCUUUCGCAACUCUCUCCUGGAAGCCUCGAAGAAGUGAUAUUGGAACGAUCCUCACUUGUGAAGCUGUUCAUCCGUCAACUUCUAGUCAGUUCAGAAUAAAUGUCACAUCGAAUGUUCUAUACCCUUCAGAAGUGCCAGAGAUAAAUAUUUUGAGUCAACCUGAUCUUAUAAAACCUGGCGAUAAUAUCACUUUGAAAUGUUCAGUUAUCGGUGGCAAUCCACCACCCAGACUUCUUUGGUUUUUUCAUCGAAACCUUAUUGAUAGCAAUUAUACAUAUGAUGAAUCAACGAAAGAAACUGUCAAUAUUUAUUCUGUGGUAGUUGAUGCAAAUGAUAAUGGUGCUGUGUAUGAAUGUCAGUCAACAAAUUUGGCCAAUGAUGAACCUCUUUCUGAAGGCAUUCGUCUUUCUGUUUCAUAUGCUCCUCUCAGCGUUGAAAUAUCCGGCGAAACAACUACACGAACUGGGCGCAUAAUUGCAGUGCAAUGUAGAACGGGGUUAGCUAACCCAGCAGCCAAAAUUUCUUGGCUACUGAACGGACAAGCAGUACAGUCAAUGAGUCAUUCAUAUUUGGAGCAGACUACCGGUAUUAUUACAGUUUCAAAUCUAACCGUAAGUCCAACUGAUGUAAAUGUCAUUAAACAUCAAAUUAAUGUUCAAUGUAUUGCCAUGAAUGAUGAAGGAACAACAAGCAAACAACUCGUUAUUCGCAUUCUGUCGCCGCCCACGGAACCUGUUAUUUAUGGGUUUGAAGGGAUGACGCUUCUGGAAGGUGAGACUUUGAAUCUUACAUGCGAAUCUCAGGGAGGUAAUCCACUCGCGACGCUGACAUGGUUCAGGGGUAUCGAAAAGCUCAGAGGAACAAGGAGUGCUGCAUCGGAUGACAUUUCACAAAGUGCCAUAUCAGUUCUCCUUGAUCGUACAAUGAAUAAUCAGCAAUUAAAAUGCGAAGCCAGUAAUGGAGCACUGGAUGAACCGCUUGUUAUCGCAAAAACCUUGACCGUUUUAUUUCCACCACGACGAGUUACUGUGCGUCAAGAUGAUCGAAGCAGGCGACUGAUUGUAGCGGGAGAAAUCACGAAACUUUUUUGUUUGGUCCAUUCUUCAAAUCCUGUUGCGGAAUUAAUGUGGACUUUCCCAAUUGUUGCCAUUCCCGGAUUUUUGUUUGAGGAAAAGCGCAAUAAUCGAUCCAAUCAAGAAUAUGGUGGAUAUGAAGUUGAAAGUGUUGUUGAGUUCGUUCCAACAGAAGAGAUGGAUGGCGGUGAAGUUCGGUGUACUGCAUCGCAUCCACAAUGGAUUGAACAGAAAGUUGCGGUAUAUCCAUUGAAUGUUCUUUUUGCUCCACGAAUGAUAGUAGAUGGACCUUUAUCAAUUGUCAUCGGUGAGGGUGAUGAUUUCAAAGAAAAUUUGACAUUACGUGCUAAUCCACCAGUGAGUACUUGGAGAUGGCGAAAAGAUGGUUCGCAUUUUGAACAUGUGGUCGGGGCUAUCACAGCCAGAGGGUCUAUCUUAUCUGGACGUUCAGUCACCAGAUUUGACAGUGGUCUUUUUACGCUUGUAGCAGGAAACAGUGUUGGCACGGUCAAUGUUACAGUCCAUGUGACUGUGGAAUAUGCAGCGUACGUGACGCAUAUAACGUCACCAGUAGUGGCGUCCGUUGGUGAGGAAGUAGUUAUGGAAUGUGAAGUAGAUGGCGUUCCUAGGCAUGAUGGUAUGGUAAGCUGGUUACGUGGGGAACAAAUUAUUGGAGGAGUAUCAUUUGUUGGACAAACCAGAGCUGUUAUGCGACUUAAUGCUUCAUUUGAAACAAGUGGUGCUUAUACCUGUGUUGCCGAUAACGGAAAAGGGAUGGCAAAUCGCACUAUGGCUUAUCUAUUGGUGAACCGUGCACCAGCAAUCAUUAGGCAACCAUCGCUUUUGCGAGCAGCUGGACCUUUGGGCGGACGAGUGCAACUACGCUGUAGAGCACAUGCAGUUCCAGAUGCUCAUUUCCAGUGGAUCGUUCAGGGCCAGUCGAGUCCAGUCCGGCGUAAUAGUACUAAAUAUUCCUUCAAAACCCUUCAGUUAAAUUAUUCCACAUUUGAGGGCGUGCUUUAUAUUUCUUCCCUGGAUCGUUAUGAUUAUCAGCAUCCAGUAAAAUGUUUCGCGAUAAAUAGAUAUGGAGAAGAUACCGUUGAGAUCCGGGUUAGUCCACCAGCAGCUCCAGACACUCCGGUCUCAUUACGAGUUUCAAAUAUUACAAAAAAUUCUUUAUCGUUUAACUGGAUUCCUGGUUUUGAUGGAGGCUCGGAACAAAUAUUUGAAGUGCGUUAUCAGGCAUCCACGGAAAACGUUUAUCAUAUCGUUAAUUCGUCAUUUCCGGAGAUAGAAAUUCGGGGACUGGAACCAGCUUGUCUGUAUGAAAUCUCAAUCCGGGCACGGAAUAAACGUGGCAUGGUAUCAGAAUUUUCUCGGCCGCCUAUUAUUGUGUACACAAAAAAUGAAUACGGAAUGGAUGUUGUUAAUAUGGCGAAGAAAGAUUCUUUCCCUGUAUCAGUAAUCGUGGUAUUUGGUGUAUGCUGCGUAAUUCUGCUAGUAAUAAAUUGCUUUCUACUCUGUUACAUGCAUCGACGAAAACGGAGGAGGAAAAUGCAAGAAAAAACGGAGAUGAUACGAAAUGCUAAUAAUAGUGGCUCAGAUGUUAGGCUGGUACAGAUGUAUGGGGCAUUAACAAAUGUUGAAAAUCCAUGUAGGCCGGAUUCGACCAAUACAAACAGAAGUGAAUUGGGUCACAAACCAGAUUCCGACGAUGGCCAGAGUUUGCGAACAAUGAUUGAGGUUAGUCCAAACGGAUAUGUGCAGCAAAUGGAUCCAGUUAAUUACUAUGAGCGGGAAUGUUUGGUUGAAUAUGAAUUCGAUCCAAAUCUGUAUGGUGAUGUUAUCAAAUCGAAUACGUUACGAGGGUCACCGCAUAAUUGCGCCAAUUUUCGCUAUCGUAAGGUGUCAGAAAAUGGUGAUACAUCAGUCAGUUUUACGGAUGGAGGCUCAUUGUCGCUGGUGACAGAUGUAAAUAAUAUUGAUUCUCCAGGUCGAAUACGUAAGCCACGUAUCAUUGAUGCCAAUUCUUCAACCAAUUUGCUGACAAAUAAUAACACCACUCCGCAAAUGUUGAGCACAUUUUUGCAUCGCGGUGGAAUACAUACCACUCCAUUUAAUUUUACACAUGUUGACGGUGACCUUGUAUAA